AUCUUGUGCAACGCAGUGUUAGUUCAGCAAUUUAUUCUCUUUGUACACAGAAGAUUAAUUUUACAAAAUAUUUUUGGAUAAUUCACUAAAUUUUGAAGAAAAACGAAUAGUAUGGGUGGACAUGGAGAUGACAGGGUUAGACAUAGAUUAGCUGGUAAUAGUGUUUAUGUGGACAGGAUGUUCUUACAGAAGUUUAUGCCGGAGCUAAACGAUUUUCUGCAUUAUCGAAUAAUAAAUGUCUCAACGGUUAAAGAAUUGUGCAUGAGGUGGGAUCCUGAUCUAUGCAACGCGUUACCAAAGAAAGAAAACCAUCACAGAGCCCUAGAGGACAUCAGGGAAAGUGUUUAUGAAUUAAAAUUCUACAAAACCCACUUUUUUAAAAACUAAUGAAAAAUUAAACAGUUUUAGAAAGAACACUAACAAUAUCUUUAUAUUUGAACAAGUCAUUGCAGAUUAAAACUGUAUAGGUAUCAUGACGAGGUACAUCGCUAUGGAACCUAAUAUCAUAAAAAGGGCCGUCAGAUCUACAUUGAACAGUCCCCAAGCCGUAAAUCGGAAGUUUCUGCCAUGGAUUUGUUCCGCGAAUAUCAUCAGAUAUUCCUUAAUACAUUGUUCUUCCUGACCUAGUUCUCCUCGUACGUUUAUCAGAAGCUUGUAUGCUAUGUCGAGAGUAUCUUUCUCUUGUUUAACCACGUCGUCACAUACGUACGUCAGCAGGAUGCAAAAUACCUGUAACAGACAUUAAAAUGUUCUUAGAAUGCUUGUAGUGAGCCACUUUUAAGGAAAAUAUAUCAAUACCGUUACCAUUUUUCAUGUAUUUGCAGUGCUAUGAUGUUUUCGUGAAAUAAGAAAAAUAUGUAGUUAAUAAUAAUACGCAC
Molecule: messenger RNA, 878 nt
Organism: Anoplophora glabripennis (Asian longhorned beetle)
Lineage: Eukaryota; Metazoa; Arthropoda; Insecta; Coleoptera; Cerambycidae
Product: probable oligoribonuclease
Exons: 3
Coding region: 112-387 (91 amino acids)
Molecular function (GO): nucleic acid binding
Source: RefSeq, a predicted model, not a curated record